Rhinocladiella mackenziei CBS 650.93 is the source of this 2643-nucleotide messenger RNA. RefSeq lists its product as uncharacterized. Gene Ontology annotation, molecular function: transcription coactivator activity; protein binding; DNA binding. The transcript is spliced from 3 exons. The record is from RefSeq and is a predicted model, not a curated record. Gene Ontology annotation, cellular component: MBF transcription complex; SBF transcription complex. Lineage: Eukaryota; Fungi; Ascomycota; Eurotiomycetes; Chaetothyriales; Herpotrichiellaceae. The coding region runs from base 1 to 2643 and encodes 880 amino acids.
AUGGGCUCUUACGAGGCUCAAUCGGUCACUUCAACGCCUGCGCCGACUCCACCUCCUCGUCCUGCCUCCCAGCAUCAGCAGCAAACACAAGCACAGCAACAGGCCCAGCAGCAGCAGAUGGUAUACAAUAUGAAUGGCGCUCCCCCCAUGUCCAAUGGAGGCAUGAUGGCUGCUCCAAAUAGUUUUGGCGGGUAUCCAGACCCGAAUGUAUAUCAGCAGCCAUCAAACUUUUACACGAAUGGGGUUAAACCGCAAAUUUACACGGCCGUAUAUUCCAAUGUCUCUGUUUUCGAAAUGGAAGUUAAUGGAGUGGCUGUUAUGCGACGUCGAACGGACUCGUGGCUAAAUGCGACACAGAUCUUGAAAGUCGCCGGAGUGGACAAAGGGAAAAGAACGAAGGUGCUGGAGAAAGAAAUCACGGGCGAACAUGAGAAAGUCCAGGGUGGGUAUGGAAAGUACCAAGGUACCUGGGUCAACUAUCAGCGGGGUCGGGAGUUUUGCAGGCAGUACGGUGUCGAGCAACUUCUGUUACCGCUAUUGGAAUACGACAUCACCUCUGAUGGUAUGUCCGGUAUGCAACAGGGAAUGGAAACGCCGACCAAAGAGCAAGCCAUGGCCGCGCAGAGAAAGAGAUUGUACGGUGGUGAUGGUCGGUCUGUGGGCCAGUCAUCGGGAGGCACCUUUUUCAAAAAUAUGUCCAGCACCGCGGCCAAUGCCAUUCACGCCUUGAACAGAACCCGAUUGGAUUCGCCUAGUCAGAUGGACGGACGACGCUCCAUUGGCCCGCGAAGACAAUCCCAAUCCUUUAACUACGGUCAGGAUACCAUGUACGGUCAGGGAGCCAGUCAACAAAGCAUGCACAGUAUGGCGUCGCAAGAGAGCUUUGGAACAAACGGUGGUGUUAUGAGUCAAGGCGCCAGCUUCGCGGAAUUCCCCGGCACAGAUGCUCAAGAACCUCCCCGAAAACGCAUUCGGCCGUCACCACAGUCCUCAUUUCUUGGUGGCCCUUACGAUGGAUCGAUGGAAUUGGGCCUUCAGGAGGGUACUCCGACCGAACAGAAUGCCUCGUUUUUCUCCCAACCCAGCCAGUCAUUUAUCACGGCCGACCCUCUGUCCUAUGGACUUGAACCCCUCCCACACCCUUCUGGACCACUCGAAGAGCAGAAGAAAGAACUCCUUCUGGAUCUUUUCAUCGAUCCGUCGCGAACCGACUUUGACGACCACCCUGCAUUCCUUCGGCUGAGUGGAGACGAAUUUGAACUUCCGAUUGAUGGGUCGUGUAAUACUGCAUUGCACUGGGCGGCAACCUUGGCUCGAAUUGCGCUGGUAAGAAAAUUGCUCGAAAGAGGCUUCAACAUGAGACGAGCAAACAGUGGCGGUGAAACUGCUUUGAUCGCGGCGUGCCAAGCUCGAAAUAACCUCGACCAGACCAGUUUCCCUGCUCUUUUGGAGCUUCUCGGACCUAGUAUCGAGGUCAAAGACGGGCGUGGUCGGACGUUGCUGCACCAUAUUGCGGUCUCUUCGGCGAUGAAAGGAAGAGCGGCCGUUGGAAAGUAUUACCUAGAGUCCUUGCUUGAGUAUGUGAUUCGACAGGGCACGUCGACGGCGCAACCAUCCAUGUCGUUCGAUGCCAUGAACGGAGUGCAGAGCCAGAAUCAAGGGAAUCCCAUGACGUUGGCGAGAUUCAUGACGGAUAUUGUCAAUGCACAAGACAAGGCUGGGGAUACGGCUUUGAAUCUGGCCGCACGAACCGGCACGACUACAAUCAUCGAUCAAUUAAUCGAAGUCGGGGCCGAUCCUCAUAUAGGAAACCGAGGUGGCCUUGCCCCCGUGGAUUUCGGCGUGGGUGGUCAUGUCAGCAAUCAGAUGCUGGAACAAAGCAUGUCGAUGUACGAACCGCCUCCCCCCGCGAAUGGGUCUUCACAGAAAUCCUUUGAGGAGGCUCAAGAAGGACUCGUGACAUCCAUACGCGAGGUCCUGUCACGAUCCGAGGCUGAUUUUACGAGUGAGAUGAAAGAAAAGAAAGAGAUUCUGGACAAGACCAACGCAGCAUUGAAGGAAUCGGGCACUUCGUUAGCUGAGGAGCGACGACGACUUGACGAGGCUCGAGCCAAAGUCCGAGCGAAAGAAGAGCUAGAGCAGAAAAUCAGCAAUUUACGUCAAGCGGCGGCGAAAGUGCGGGCAGAACUGAGUGAAACGGAUCCGCCGACCACGAUCCAAGAGCACGUUGCGGUAGGCGAAGCUGAUAAAGGACUUGAUCUUGAUGGACAGCUCCCUCUGGUGGCGCAAUUAUUCCCCGAAGGUGAGGUGAACCCAAACAGCGUGGCAUUGACCCAGGAGCAAGGCAAUUUCCUGGGGUGUCUUGAACGAGCAGAAGUGAUGUCUGGCCGAGCCAAGGUAUAUCAGCGACACAACCAGCAACUUGAGCAGAUGGCGAAGACACUCAAGGCUCGAAGUGGGGAACUGGAAGAGCGAUACAAGAAGAUUGUGAGCUUGUGUACGGGGGCAGAUGAAGAUAAGGUGGACGACCUGUUGGAUAAUCUGGUGCAAGCAGUGAUCAGCGAACAGAAGGAGAUGAGCAACAACGCCCAGCUGGGACGAGUGAGGGAGUUCCUCAGGAUGGUGCAAGGGUCGGGGAAUUAG